AUGGCGGAGCGAUGGCGCCCCGAAACCCAUACGUUCCACCUUCCGGAGGGGGAAAUGACGAUCACCCUUAAAGAUGUCGCGAUCCUCACUGGGCUGCCGAUUUCUGGAAAAGCCAUCAUUGGGAGCACUACCAAACCCUAA
Molecule: messenger RNA, 141 nt
Organism: Linum tenue
Lineage: Eukaryota; Viridiplantae; Streptophyta; Magnoliopsida; Malpighiales; Linaceae
Source: the annotation of a GenBank genome assembly